AUGCGCUGCGCUGCCUUGAGGUUGUUCCGUACGACCUUCCAGAGCCCUGGCCGUGGCAUCACAAAGCCUCUCCAGAGACUCAGCAUCGCGCCCCUCGGAGGCCCGAGCAGCGCCCGCCACUUCGCCCGCCCUCGUCACCUUUACCAGACUGCUCGAUACGUCUCCAACCGUCCGCGCCCUGAGUAUGCGGUAGGCGAGCCGAUACGGUCUUCAAUGUACGCUCGCCGGCUCUCUGUCGCGCUCGUCUCGGGCCUAGUCGGCUACGGCGCCUGGUACUCGUACAAGGGCAACGGCACCGAUCCCGCCCUCGCGGUCUCGAGGGCCUAUUCUUCUGCCGGCAAGGCUGGCGAUGCCGCGGCGCCCACGCGCAACGUCCUUGUCAUAGGCGCCAACGAGUUGCACACGGGCACUUUCGUCGGCGACGGCCCCAUCUCCAAGCACGUGGAUGGCGAGGGUAGGAGGGUGCUCGAGAUGCUGACACCCGAGCAGUCGACGCAGAAGAUGCGCUCGUCGGAGGAGUCGUACUUUAUCAACCGUGGGCAGGGCGUGGUCAGGUAUGACCUUGUCCAGCUGCCUAGUAAUGACCCCAUCGAGGACGACCACGCCGAGAAGAUCAUCGAGGUCCCGGACAAGACGGAGGCUUCCAAGAUCAACGACUGGAUGUUCUGGGGGGUAUUUGAUGGUCACUCCGGAUGGACCACGUCUGCGAAACUUCGGCAAGCUCUGAUCCGAUCAGUGGCCCAAGAGCUCAACGAGACGUACAAAGCUGCCCCCGGCGCUUUCCCGCCUCAGGAUGCAAUUGAAGGUGCUAUCAAGAUGGGAUUCACCAGGCUGGACGACGAAAUCGUCAACGAGAGUGUGCAAAAGGUUCUCAAACAGAAGUCCAAGAUCGUGGCCGCGGAGCUUCUGGCCCCUGCGCUUUCUGGCUCAUGUGCUCUGUUGUCUUUCUACGAUAGCAAGUCCAAGCUUCUCCGAGUUGCCUGCACUGGUGACUCUCGCGCCGUGCUAGGUCGUCGAUCCGAGAAUGGCAAGUGGUCGGCCACGCCGUUGUCAGUUGACCAGACUGGGAGCAACCCGGACGAGGCUGCCCGCAUGAGGAAACUCCACCCCGGCGAAGAGCAUGUCGUCCGCAAUGGCAGAGUUCUGGGCGGUCUCGAGCCCACUCGUGCCUUUGGAGACGCAAGCUACAAGUGGACUCGCGAGAUAUCCGACCGUCUCCGCCAGUCAUUCUUUGGCCGGUCACAGUCACCGCUCCUCAAGACGCCUCCCUAUGUCACCGCUGAGCCCGUGGUGAGCACCACCAAGAUUGAGCCUGAGAAGGGUGACUUUGUGGUCAUGGCCACGGACGGCCUUUGGGAGAUGUUGACAAAUGAGGAGGUCGUGGGACUUGUCGGGAAGUGGAUUGAGAGCCAGGCCAGCUCAACCUCCAACUCACAGUUUGACUCUGUCUGGUCCAAGGUGUUUGGCUCACAAACAGGCGCACUUCCUGUAGAGGCAGGCAAGACUGGUUCUGGCGAUGGUCAAAAGACGCCGUACCGCAUGCAACAAUGGGGCAUCUCUCCGGACAGCAAGGACCGCUUCGUGGUCAAGGACAAGAAUGCGGCUACGCACCUCAUUCGCAAUGCUCUGGGAGGCAAGAAUGACGACCAGGUCUCGGCGCUGUUGACACUGCCGUCGCCCUACUCGAGGAGAUACCGUGACGAUCUUACUGUCCAGGUUAUUUUCUUUGGAUACGGAGAGAAGACCGGAGAGGUCAUGGUCAACAAGGAAGCCACUGCUCCGGAGAAGCCAGAAGUCUUCAGUGCGAAGCUUUGA
Messenger RNA from Thyridium curvatum, 1815 nucleotides. RefSeq lists its product as uncharacterized. Gene Ontology annotation, molecular function: protein serine/threonine phosphatase activity. The record is from RefSeq and is a predicted model, not a curated record. Gene Ontology annotation, biological process: protein dephosphorylation. The transcript has 3 exons. NCBI's taxonomy places the organism in Eukaryota, Fungi, Ascomycota, Sordariomycetes, Thyridiales, Thyridiaceae. Bases 1 to 1815 code for a protein of 604 amino acids.